Messenger RNA from Papilio polytes (common Mormon), 8367 nucleotides. It is a transcript of the gene Ac13E, whose product is annotated as adenylate cyclase type 9. The transcript has 9 exons. Gene Ontology annotation, biological process: adenylate cyclase-activating G protein-coupled receptor signaling pathway; cyclic nucleotide biosynthetic process; intracellular signal transduction. The coding region runs from base 795 to 5060 and encodes 1421 amino acids. Gene Ontology annotation, molecular function: adenylate cyclase activity. The record is from RefSeq and is a predicted model, not a curated record. NCBI's taxonomy places the organism in Eukaryota, Metazoa, Arthropoda, Insecta, Lepidoptera, Papilionidae.
ACCUUGGCCACCAUAAUGUAAUAAAACCGGUCAAUGAACAUGUUUUAAAACUCUGUUGAUAAAUGUUGACCAUAAGUUCCUACUUCCUACCACUUCCUACUGCCAAAACAUCUUUAUCUGGUAUGUGUGACCAGAUUUAAUAAGUAUCUGUUUUUAUCAGGAAUAAAAAUAUGCCUGAUAAAUGAUGUCACAGAAUUUAUAAAAAAUUAGUUUUACGGCGAAUCUCAUAAAAGCUAUGCUAUCGACACUCAUGUUUUUGUCCUGUAUAUUGUAUGUAAAUAUGCAAAACUACCUGUUUGUGGGUAAAACAAAACUAAACUUAGUGGAAACUACGAAGAUGAUGUAUUAGCAAUACACAAAAUGAGAAUUUAUUCUUUCAGAACAUUUAAACAAUAAUGACUAAGAAAAUGGACCUCAAAUAGAGAUCGUUCAUUUGAUUUUUUCUGUGAUUCCAACCGUUUUGUUUUACAAAAAACAAAAAUAACUCAAUUAGUUAAUUUUAGUAGAAUUUAGACAAUUGCGCAGUAAGGUAAAAGUGACAUCUGGUCACAUUAGUACAAUUGUCAUAAAUAGUGAACAGAGUUUUGUGUGCUGGUGGAUGUUGCUAAAUAUUUUUCAUUUCAAGGAAAUGCCAAAGAAAAACUGUUUCAUUUAUUGUGACAAAAGUAAACGAUUUAAGUGAACUAAUAGUAACGCUUUGCCUGGAAACAGUUGUGUCUUAUGAACUUGUGUAACCUUGGGACAAAAAGUUAAAGUUAAAAAAAGUAGAAUGGAACUAACAUAAGAAGGAAACAAUGAGUGCUCAAAGUGGGUGUGUCAGUUGUAAUGGAGGUUCAGAGUUGUAUGACAAUAAGCAUGAAGCAGACUGCUCUGAAGGGGAGGAUGCCCAGAUUAGGCUGGCUCCCCAUGUCCAGGCAUAUCUGGCACAUAACAAUCCCACCACCAACUGCUGCGGGUUUGCUAUACCCAUUGCCUUUGAACGAGCAGCACCUGGAACCUGGUGGAACCCUAGAUUUGACUCGGAAAUACUUGAAGGCCAAUACAGAAGUAGUUCCUUUAGGCAAAUUAGGUUAAGAUUCAGAUUUGCACUUUUAUACAUUUUAAUAUUUUCUAUAUCAUGGUUUGUCUACUUUGUAGUUCUUGGGCUACAUGGCAUUACAGUCAAGUGGCCAUUUCUGUGUUCAAUAUUUGCUGGAGUUGUCUUGAUAACAUGUGUCAUGCUAUUUAUCACAUUUACUGAUAUUUAUAAGAUUUUUACAUUUCGAAUCUCCUUGAUAAUGGCAUUGGCUCUUUGCAUCCUCAGUUUGUCUCUUGUAACUUUGACCACACAACUGGAAACAUCUUUCCCCCAAGUGGCAGAUAUAAGCCAAUCAGGACAUUUUACUAUUUGUAUUGAGAUACUAUUGAUCAUAUAUACAUUGACACCUCUGCCUUUGUUUGUAUGUGUUAUUAUUGGGAUAUUGUACUCCAUAGUUUUUGAAAUCCUUAACAUUAUCCUGCAUUUAUCUGAACAAGAAUGGCAAUAUCCCGGAAUGUUUGUGAGAGUUCUGCUCCAGCUUUGUGUGCACAUAAUUGGUGUUCAUAUUUAUUUGAUGACUUUUGUAAGAAUGCGUGGCACGUUUAUGAAAGUAGGGCAAAGUUUAUUGGUACGACGACAGCUGGAGAUGGAAAAACAAUUAAAAGAGAAAAUGAUUCAUUCAGUUAUGCCACCAAAGUUAGCAAGUUGGUUAAUGGAGGAGCAAGUGUUAGAAGGUGAAACUAACUUUAAAGCCCAACAUCCACUGAAUCCCAGAACAUCGAACCCUGGAGCUGGUGAUAUCAAGUCAUUAUUCAGGCCUUUCAACAUGAGCUGUAUGGAUAAUGUCAGUAUUUUGUUUGCUGAUAUUGUGGGCUUUACAAGGAUGUCCAGUAACAAAGGUGCUGAAGAAUUAGUGAAUAUAUUGAAUGAUUUAUUUGAGAAGUUUGAUGAGCUGUGUCAUAUACAUGGAUGUGAGAAGAUUUCCACUUUGGGAGAUUGUUACUACUGUGUCUCUGGAUGUCCUGAGCCGAGACUGGAUCAUGCUACAUGUUGUGUUGAAAUGGGACUUGGUAUGAUAGAAGCAAUUCAAGAGUUCGAUAGAGAGCGUGGUGAGGGCAUCAAUAUGAGAGUAGGAGUUCAUACUGGAACGGUUUUAUGCGGUAUUGUUGGUACACGAAGAUUUAAAUUUGAUGUCUGGAGCAAUGAUGUGUCUUUUGCCAAUAAAAUGGAAUCGACUGGGAAACCGGGCCGCGUACAUAUAUCGGAGGAAACGAGCAAAUUUUUGGGAGGUUCCUAUGUUCUAGAAGAAGGCGAGGAGGUAUUUGGUCAUAAAACCUACUUCAUUGAGGGACGUCAGCUUAAUUCUCCUUACGACCAUGAUCAAUGUAUCACACCUUCCAAUCCUAUUAAUCCUCGUCUCAUCAUAUCUCCCGCAGUUUCCCCGCAGUCAAAUUUCACCUUUAAUCACUCGCCCCUCCCGCUUACUGCGAAAACACACGCAUCAGACGACAAGAAGAGCACCAAUACUGAUACCAAUUUCCUGUCCCCAAAUCCAUUCAACUUUCGAACGAAAGCCAGUUCGUUGCCGAGUAUUCUUGACUCCGACGCUGAAUUGGAUGAGAAGAGAGAAAAAGAGUUCGUUGAAAGUAACGAUACUUCAUCGAAAAGCCCAACCUCUGUUGGCAGUUACGGCAAGUAUACGAAUAAACUGAAAAAUUGGAAGGUGCCCAGGUUUCUUAGGAAACAUUCGGACACACCGCUCCAUGAGAUGAAGAAGCAGAACUUUAGCGACAAAACGAUACAUUAUCUGGAGAGGGGGGAUGAGAAUGCUACCCAGUCGAAUAACGGUUACCAUCAAGUGCCUAUUGUGAUAGAAUCUCAAGAUAGUAAACAGAGGCCUGUGCAGAGCAGCAGCAAGAUCCAUGUGCCGCAGGGGCAGGAUAUGGCCUCCUUUGAAAGAGAAAUUAUCGACAUCCGAUCAUAUUUAAGUCAAUCGAGAAGUAACAUGUCGCCAUUUGCUAGAAGCAGUAGCUACAGAUCGCAUUACGGGAGGCCGAAUUUAGAGACGCCAGUGAGCCGUGCACGGAGUUCUACCCUGGCGACUCAGGGUGAAUUAAUCCGGCCGAAGGAUCGCAGAUUGAACCUUCCCCUGCCGUCCCAGUCGCCCAGGGUACAAGACGAUUCGGUCAGUCUGUGCCCAUCUGUCAAUAGUCGUAAGGACUCCGGUAUAAGAAGUACCAGCCGAAGGUCCAGUAUACAACAGCAGAUAUUCGCACUCAAUCAGACGGCAUUAGCGACCUCGCAGAAUGACAUAAUGCAGCACAGAGUGUCCGGUUAUUAUACGUCGAGUCAAUCGUCAUUGAAUGAUAUGCCGUCGCGAACUCGCCUGCCGCCGCCGCUCAACGAGCAACAAGUGCAGUCCCUGCAGAAGCUCCGCAAGCAGUCAGAUCUGCAGCUCAUACGAUGUGUCCAAGACAACGCCAGGUCGGGAAUCAGUUACUUCGUCCAACCACCUUUAAACACGUUCACACUAUUCUUCAAAUCACCAGAAAUGGAGAGACAUUAUCGUGAUAAAGCGCACAGAAGCGACGACAGCGAAGAUUUCCCACCCACUUUAACAACAUCCAGAUUUAACACUGCGUUAGAUAUACUUGUUUCGGCGAUCAUUUUUGUUGCUGUUACGAUAUCGAUAUUCGUGUUGUACUCUGAAUGGCGCCAUUCAUACGGUUGGGUCAUAUUUUUCUUUGUCAUAGAAGCUUUAGCGAUAUCACUCUGUGUGUAUCGACAUUACUUGAAAUGGAAAACUAAGAACGAACCUCUAGUCACCAACACAAUCAGGCGAUCCGUUAAGAUAUUUAGGAAGCUCUCAGAUUGGUUCCCCUGGCAUCUGUCCGGCAGUCUGCUGAUCAGUUUGCCGAUAUUGGCCGUUCUGAUUAACUUUUCUUGUAUGAACACAACGAUGACUAUACUCAAGGGCGAGCAAUCGUUUUACGUUUACCUCUUAUGCAUCGGAAUAGUCGAGUUCUGUAACUUUACACAAAUGAAUUGGCUCGUGAAGAACACUUUGGUCACUUUGUACGCUGGGCUGUUUCUGUUCUUCGCAGUGCUUGGUUGUCGCGAAGUUAAUGUUGCAAGGAAUCUAUCCUUCAUGAAUAUGAUGAACGGUACAUACGACGAUUGGUUGGAUAGAAAUGGAACUGAAUUAUUUGAAGGAGUGAGACACAAAAUGCAUUUGACAGAACUUUACUUGGAUGUCGCUUUACUGCUGAUGCUCGUUUGGUUCCUUAAUAGAGAAUUUGAAAUUAGUUACCGAUUGAGUUUUUAUAGUAACGUCGUGGCAAAUCUUGAUAAGCAGAAGGUUCAGAACAUGAGAAAUCAAGCGGAUUGGCUACUCCAUAAUAUUAUACCACGUCACGUGGCUGAUCAGUUAAAGAACACGGCGAAGUAUUCGGAAAAUCAUAAAGACGUCGGUAUUAUAUUCGCGAGCAUAGUCAACUUUAACGAAAUGUACGACGAGUCGUACUUGAAGGGGAAAGAAUAUUUGAGAGUUCUAAACGAAUUGAUUGCUGAUUUCGAUGAAUUACUAGAAAGGCCGCAGUUCCAACAUGUCGAGAAGAUAAAGACCAUAGGAAGUACAUUCAUGGCAGCUAGUGGUCUCAAUCCCGACUUGAGACACGCGUCGCGAGGAACGUAUGAUCAUUUGUACCAAUUGAUGGACUUUGCGCUUGAAAUGCAGAAAGUUGUAGAUAACUUUAAUCAGGAUUUGCUCGAGUUCGAUUUCAUUCUACGAAUAGGGUACAACUUUGGUGACGUCACCGCGGGUGUCAUAGGUACUACCAAACUGUACUAUGAUAUUUGGGGCGAUGCCGUUAACAUAGCGUCGAGAAUGGACUCAACUGGCGUUGUCAAACGUAUCCAGGUCGGCGAAGCUUGUAUCCCAGUUCUCUCUGUUAAAUACGACUUUGAACCUCGCGGCAGGGUCUACGUAAAAGGUAAAGAUGACAUGAACGUAUAUCUCGUUGCUGGUAAAAAGGACUCUUAGAUUAGAAAAUUAUAUUUAAAAAGCGUAGAAUCUGUGAUUUAAUUAUUUAUAUUUUUUACAUUGACAUUACGAAAUGGAAUACUAUAUUUAUGGUAAGGAAUAUCUACCUGUCUAUACCUUGUUUUUGAUACACUUCAAAGUGAUAGACUUGACGAAAAAUACUCGUAGGUGAAAUCCUAUUUACAUAUAUCAAUGUAAUUAAAUUAAGCGUCUAGAAUGAGACUACGAUAUUGCCAGAAGUCUUUUGAUAUUUAGUCUGUGGUUUGAGUCUUAAUACGGACGGCUCUAUAUUUAGCACAAUAACUAUUCUAUUUUAAAGUUUUUAAUAGUUAAUGUAAUAUCGUGGUAAAACUUCCUCUGUGAUUUCUUCUAUAGUAGAAAAAGUGCUUAGUAAUCCUUGCCUGUUUGCGAUCAGUACUCUAGUCUGACACAUGGGUAUUCUGAUAUCCAUUGUUCUGUGGUAAUUAUUUUAAUUACAAUAUCUUUGCAAUAAUUUGGCAAAAAAUCGUAAUUUUUGAACAUGGCAACAUUGACAACCCUUACGUCUUGUAUUAAAAAGCGAUGCCAUAGUUUUUUUUUCAGAGUUGCCAUAAUCUAUGCAGAGAUAUUGUGGAUAUAAUAAAAAUAUAUUUAUAUUUCUAUUCGAGAGGUAAAUCGUUCGAUUUGAAAUACGGUUUAUUUAGUAUAUUUAUUAUUAAACGAACUAAUCGUAUGUAGUGAGAUUUGUAUAGAAAAUGUAUGUUUUAUUUAUAUCGAAUUAGAGACUAUUUUGUACAUAAAAGAUACUAACUGCUACGUAAUUCGAAUUAAUUUUAUUUAUACUUUGUGGUAGGUAAUGUAGCAUUAACUUGUCAAUAUUUAUUUCAAGGUACUAAAUAUUUUUACAAUAGAUCGUAGAAAUGUGAAAAUGUAGCUCAUAACUAUUAUAUGUAAUGCUUGUCCAUUUUUUUUAUUUUUUUUUAUUUCAACUGCUUAAUAUUUAUGUGUUGUGUGGUAAUUCUGGCAGCUUUUUUACUAUAUUUAUGGUGAAAUCAAUAUCGAUUUAUUGAUUUUUUUUACAUACGUAGUUUUUUUUUUUAAGAAAACGUAUCGUUAAAUUAUCUACUUAAUCUAUAACAUUGAAAAACAAGACUUCUUAUCUAAUAUGUAGUGUGAUAAAUUCUCAAGGAAAUAUCUACAAAAUCCUAUUAAAACUACUGUUUUAAACGACCUUACAGGGGUAUACAAUAAUCUAUAACAAGGUAUAACAUUUUGUUUUUAUUCAGUUUGCUGUCGUACGCAUGUUUUACAAUAAAUGAGACUGCUUCUUUAAAAAAAAAAACAUAUUCUGUGCUAAAAGUGUGAAUUUACUUUUGUGACGUCAACUUAAUACUAUGGUAGCUGUAGUUAUUUAUAUACGAUAUAAUAAAGUGGGCUUACGGGCGAUACAUUUUUAGUGUCAAUUUUUUUAUUGAGUGAUUUUUUUGUCAUUUAUAAAGCUAUAGCUUUUGAGCCAACAUUGAAACGAAGAUCAAGUAAUUGAUGCUUCGUCUAUGAUUCAUUUUUCGCGCCAAUUUAAUGGUCUGUGACAAAUUAGGUUAUAAAAAUGUACUUUAAAACGAGUCGUAAGAGAUUCGUAAAUAAUAACAUCAAAAUGGGGAAAAAAUAUUUAUUGUGAGUUAUCGUAGUGAUUAUUAAUUUAUUAGUGAAAUGUGUAUAAAUGUUCUAGAAUGAUCCUAACUCUUAGAGAAUGUUCUGUCUUCUACAUGUAUGUAGUUUUUCUGACUUAUGAAGAGGAAGCCUUACUAUACAUUCCACUUGUAUUAACAAUUUGCCUUGAAAUUGUCUAUUUUCUACUUAAAACUAUUUAUGUCAACGGCUUUGAUAAUGUUAUCAAUUGUAUUUAUAAACAUUAUUGGACCAAAUCAGAAAUAACUUUAAGUAUAUUUAUGCGGAUUCGUGCUCUCUACAGAUAAUAAAUGUAUCAACUAAAUGAAAAAGUGCGAGAAAAUGGACAUAUUUUGAGGUUAUGUUUCUCAUUUGCUUAAAUAUGGUGAUUAAAAUACACUGAAAAGAAGGGGAAAAAGUUGUUAUACUCACAUACUUGAGAAACAUAACCUAAAAAGUGUCAAAGUAAAUUUGGGAUAUAGUAGAUUUUUCUAUACAUUUUAGUCUAAUCUCUACAAAUUACUAGAGUUGUCAUAGUUGCUUUAAAAUAUCUAAUAUAGAUUCAUUUAAUAUAUUGACAUCGAAUAAAUUAUAUUCCCUCAUUUUGGACAUAGCAAUUUACACAUUUUGAUACAUCAAUAAAUACAAUAGAUUGCAUUCAUAUAACUAUAUAUGUGUAUUUGUAGAGGUGACAUAAUAUUUUAUUUAUUGUUUUUUUACUUCGAUAAGUUUAAGAACUUUCAUUUCUAGAUAUCUUCUAUGUGCAAUGUUGCUAGUUUAUUGUAAAUAGUUUUGUUGUAGCUUUAUGAUUAAAAUUUUAAAUGUAUAAUUUUACAUAUCGACUCGAAUAAAGUAAUCAGAUUAUUUCAAUGAAAAUAUCGUUGACACGUACUGAAAAAAACAAUGAAAAUUUAUUAAUGUGCAUUGGUUAGUGCUCAAAUCAGUUGCUAAUUUCGCGUGCCAAUGUAUGCCAUUUUUGAUAUGCUAUUAUGAUAUAUAAGACUAUAUAACGUAAGGUAUACUUCUGUUUAGCACAAAUGUAGACUGGAUUUAUAAUAGUGUAGUUGCUUUAUUGUCUACGUUGACAAAGAUUGACUUCAAAGGUUCUUAUCAGAGUUCGUUAUCACACACAAAAUAUGUUCUCUUUCUUUCGUGAGACAUUAUCUUGAGUGAAAAUUAAAGAUGGCUCAAGUCACUUUUUCUGUUAACGGCACUGACUAGUUUUGGACUUAUCGGGUGUCCAUCUUAUGGGCUAGUAUUAGCUCUGAGUGGGUGGCACGACCGCGAACGAAGCUAAGUAAUACUCGGUCUGAUGAUGGACCCCCGAUGGCUACGAAAAUAGUCGGUGCUGUCAUCCGAAAAUAAAAGUGAGUUGAGCCUUCUUAAAUUUUCACGUGUGACAUUAGCUUAACAUUUUUCAUGCAAAUUCGUUUGUGCGAACUUUAUUUGAGGUUAAUAAUAUCAAUGGCUAUGAUAACUAUUUAAGGUUAUUUGGUCUCUAAUUAACACCUUUGAAGUCGAUGUAAGAGUUUUCUAAGAUGAGGGGACAGUUAUUUUAAUGCGUUACAUUGUCUAUAUUGUAUUGUGUAUUUAGAGAGCAUACUCCAAACCCUUCGUUUUAUCCCAUAAUGAGACCUAAUAUAUUAUAUGAUGAUCUGAA